AAACGGUUGAAAUCCAUACUCAGUAAUCAAAAGAAAGGUGAAUGUGUUGAAAGUCAUCUUAUUAUUUCUGAGACUGAGACAUUGGAGAAUACAGAGGCUCAUAAUUUUGAGUCUAAUGAUUCUGACAAACAAUGUACAAGAGAUUUUGAUCCCUCACAAUCUCAAACAGUAGGCAAUGAGAGUCAGGCUUGUGGGGAUACUCUACCUGAUGCAAGUGAAGCAAUGACAAAAGGACCAUUAAGUAGUAUCAAAUGGAUGGCUAACAAAUUCUUGAAUCAAAAGGAAUCUGAAUCUGACAAAAUUCAACAUACCAUAAAUGAUGAUACAACGGCAGUAGCACCACUGUCUCUUAACAGCAUACUGCAUCCAGAGUCCAAUGAUAUUGGGCUACAACUCACUGGAGAUGCUGAGUGUCCAUGCCCAAAAUCUAUGAUUAUUAAGACUCAAUCAGCCGUAGAUUCUUCUCGUGAUAAAAUUGAAACUCUGCCAGACAGGCCAUUGUAUGAGAACCAUAAAUCAAGAAAAUCACUUGCACAUGUUACUAAAUAUACUAAAGGACAAGGAGGACACCACCACUUGCAUGGGAAGAUACAUGAGGAAGAUCAUACUGGGAAGCAGCUUCAGCCGACGAUGGUGGAGAGCUACGAGUAUUCUCAGUUCGGAGCUAUACGGGAAUUUUCUCCUAUCCAAGCAGUAUCCGGAGCAAGCAGCCGGUUCGCACUUAAUCUCUAUCAGGACUUAUCGGCACAGCCAGGGAACAUCUUCUUCUCGCCUCUUAGCAUACAGAUAGCACUCGUGUUGGUGUAUCUCGGGGCGAAAGGAAAUACAGCAUUCGAGAUAGCGAGAGGACUACAUUUAAGAGAUAAUAAGCAAGUCAUUGGGGCUGCUUUCAGUGAAGUAAUGCGACAGCUGAAUGGGUACGAUGAAGUAUCGCUUCAGAUCGCUAACGAAAUUUUCUUGAAACGCGGUUUUAAAAUAAAAAACGAAUUCAAACAUGCGGCUACUGCAUUCAACUCGGGAGCCGAGGAACUGGACUUCAAUCGACCUGAAGAGUCAAGAGCGCAAAUUAAUGGAUGGAUAGAAGAGAAAACUCAAAGGAAGAUAAAAAAUUUAAUAAAGCCAGGUGUUCUGUCAUGUUUUACUCGGAUGGUCAUAGCAAAUGCAGUUUACUUCAAAGGAGAAUGGGUAAAACAAUUCGAGAAAACGAGUACUUCGCCGAUGCUUUUCCAUUCGGAACGAGCAACAAAUGUGGAGAUGAUGUUUGUAAAGGAAAGAUUCAAGUACACUUACCUGCCACAGCUGGAUUCCCAGGUUCUUCUCCUGCCUUACAGGGGUGAGCGAUUCUCUAUGAUGGUUCUGCUGCCGAAGAGAGUAAACGGUCUGUUUGCUGCUGAGAGGAGGAUAGGGGGCAUAGACCUCUUUGGCGUUGCAGACCACACAUACUGGCAAACAGUGCACGUGUACCUACCAAAGUUCAAAAUGGAGUACGAAAGAGAACUUGAAGAAAUUUUACCAGGUCAUGGCAUGGUGGAUAUGUUCGACAUACGCAAGGCUAACUUCACUGGAAUCAGUGAUGCACCACUUGUAGUCAGCAACGUCAUACACAAGGCGUUCAUCGAAGUCAACGAGGAAGGAGCGGAAGCAGCGGCGGCCACUGUUGCUGAAAUUGCCGUCCUCUCUACAGCUGUAUCACCGCCACCACAGUCCAUUCUAUUCAGAGCUGAUCGGCCGUUCGCCUUCUUCAUACUAGACCUAGAGACGAGAAUGGUGCUCUUCGCUGGGCGGCUCUCUUCUCCUGAUGUAUAA
Molecule: messenger RNA, 1806 nt
Organism: Schistocerca serialis cubense
Lineage: Eukaryota; Metazoa; Arthropoda; Insecta; Orthoptera; Acrididae
Product: serpin B6-like
Exons: 10
Coding region: 223-1806 (527 amino acids)
Molecular function (GO): serine-type endopeptidase inhibitor activity
Source: RefSeq, a predicted model, not a curated record